Pseudopodoces humilis (Tibetan ground-tit) is the source of this 4575-nucleotide messenger RNA. The record is from RefSeq and is a predicted model, not a curated record. NCBI's taxonomy places the organism in Eukaryota, Metazoa, Chordata, Aves, Passeriformes, Paridae.
CGGGAGGGCAGGAGCCCCGGCCAUGAGCUGACCGGCCAUCAGAGCACCGGGGAGACCGGCGGAUGAGUUUGCCGUUUCACUGGUGGAGAAGAUGCAGGCUCAGGAAAUCCUGCGGAGCCUGCGGCUCCCCGAGUUCGAUGACCUCAGCCAGUUCUUCCGCAACCUGCCGGCCACAGCGCUGGUGGGCAUCGGUGCCUUUGCAGCUGUCGUCGCCUACUGGUUUGCCAGCCGGCCCAGGGCUGUGAAGCCACCCUGUGACCUGCACAUGCAGUCAGAAGAAGUUGAGGGCCUGGCUGGGGCACGCCGCUCAGUGAUUGGGGACAGCCCGCAGCUGCUGACGCACUACUACGAUGAUGCCAGGACCAUGUAUGAGGUCUUCAGGAGGGGAUUCAACAUCUCUGAGAAUGGCCCCUGCCUGGGGUUCAGGAAGCCCAAGCAGCCCUACCAGUGGCUGUCCUACAAGGAGGUGGCUGAAAGAGCAGAAGCUCUAGGUUCAGGCCUUUUGCAGCAGGGCUGCAAGCCAUGCACAAAGCAGUUCAUUGGUGUCUUUGCUCAAAACCGUCCAGAGUGGAUCAUCUCUGAGCUGGCUUGCUAUACCUAUUCCAUGGUGGUGGUUCCCCUGUAUGACACCUUAGGUCCUGGAGCCAUUCGGUACAUUGUCAACACAGCUGACAUUUCCACAGUCAUUUGUGACAAGCCUGAAAAAGCCAGGCUACUCCUUGACCAUGUGGAGAGGAGAGAAACACCAGGCCUGAGCUUUAUCAUCCUGAUGGACCCAUUUGAGAAGGAGCUGACAGAGAGAGGGAAGCGCUGUGGGGUUCGCAUCCAGACCAUGCAGGAGGUAGAAGAUUGUGGCCGUGAGAGUCGACAUGUGCCUGUGCCUCCUCGACCAGAAGAUCUGUCAAUUGUCUGUUUUACUAGUGGCACUACAGGAAAUCCCAAAGGUGCUAUGCUGACCCAUGGAAACGUGGUGGCAGAUUUUUCAGGCUUUUUGAAAGUGACGGAGAAAGUGAUCUUUCCGAGACAGGACGAUGUGCUCAUCUCCUUCCUGCCUCUGGCUCACAUGUUUGAAAGAGUUAUACAGGUAAGAAACCUGCCUGAACUGACGAGGCCUUGUGGGGCUCCUUGUGUUUUCUUCCAGAGUCAGUGGUCUCCUACUUGUGAGGAUGUACACAUUUCCUAUUUGCCUUUAGCACACAUGUUUGAGAGAAUGGUACAGUCUGUAGUAUACUGCCACGGAGGGCGAAUUGGCUUCUUCCAAGGAGAUAUUCGCCUCCUGUCUGAUGACAUGAAGGCACUGCGGCCAACCAUCUUCCCCGUCGUGCCACGGCUGUUAAACAGAAUGUAUGACAAGAUCUUCAGCCAGGCUGACACAUCCCUCAAGCGCUGGAUCCUGGAAUUUGCGGUCAGACGGAAAAAGGCUGAAGUUCGAAACGGCAUCAUUAGAAAUGACAGUUUGUGGGAUAAACUUUUCUUUAACAAAAUACAAGCAAGUCUUGGGGGGUGUGUCCGCAUGAUAGUGACAGGAGCUGCCCCUGCAUCCCCAACUGUCCUGGGCUUCCUCCGCGCAGCCCUCGGAUGCCAGGUUUAUGAAGGCUAUGGCCAAACAGAAUGCACAGCUGGAUGCACCUUUACAACUCCAGGUGACUGGACAUCAGGUCAUGUAGGAGCCCCUUUGCCCUGUAACUUAAUCAGAUUGAAGGAUGUGGAAGAACUGAAUUAUUUUGCUUCCAAAGGAGAAGGAGAGAUCUGUGUGAAAGGACCCAAUGUGUUUAAAGGUUACUUGAAAGAUGAAGAGAGAACAGCUGAGGCGCUCGACCAGGAGGGCUGGCUUCACACAGGAGACAUUGGAAAAUGGUUACCUAAUGGUACCCUUAAAAUUAUUGAUCGGAAAAAGCAUAUAUUUAAACUUGCUCAGGGAGAAUAUAUUGCACCGGAGAAGAUAGAGAAUAUCUACAUCCGCAGUGACCCUGUUGCUCAGAUCUAUGUCCAUGGAGACAGCCUGCAGGCCUUCCUGGUGGGAAUUGUGGUACCUGAUUCUGAAGUUAUGCCAGGUUGGGCAAAGAAAAGAGGGUUUGAAGGAACAUAUGCAGAACUCUGUAAAAAUAAGGAACUGCAGCGAGCGAUAAUGGAAGACAUGGUACGGUUAGGGAAGGAGAGUGGGCUUCACUCCUUUGAGCAGGUCAAAGCCAUUUAUAUUCACUCUGAUAUGUUCUCAGUGCAAAACGGUUUGUUGACACCAACAUUAAAGGCUAAGAGACCAGAACUGAGAGAUUACUUCAAAAAACAAAUAGAAGAGCUAUAUUCAAGCAUCUCCAUCUGAAAUCACAGGAAGAAUCUUCUGAAUAAUAGACUUCAUAGCAAUAUUAGAAUAAUACUCAAAAAGUACAGAGCCAGAACAACACUGCUGAAAUGGAUACUGAAUCUUACAUUACAAAUGCAUCUGAAUCUUACAUUUGAGCCUUUCAUUUUUCUAGUAUUUCAUCACUAACCAUAUUUUCCCUUCUUUCUGCCAUCAGGUGUGAUACAAUUUCUUUUUUACUCUAGAUACACAGUAAGGCACUACUAAAAGUUAUGCUAAAUUGCCAGAAAAUAUGCAGAAAUUUCAAUUUAUGGCCAAGUAAACUACAGAAGCUUAUCUUAUAAAUAACUACAAACAUUUCUAAUUAAAAUAGGGAAAAUUUCAGGUAUGUCUGUUGAUACUUGAUUGUAUAUAACCUAAUAUAUUAGAAACUAAAAUAAUAAAUAAUUCAAUAAUGUGGUCUAACUCAAAUAAUCAGUGAUUGAUGGUGAAAGUAAAAGUCUGUUUUCUCUGAUUUGGAACUUCAAGCUGGAUAUUGGUUUAUAUAUUAAGUGAUAGUUUUUAUAUUUUUCAAGACGUAAAUUACAUUGAUUUGAUUUAAUCAUUGAUGACUUAACAACCAGAACAAAAAUAGGAAGGAAUUUCACACUAUGUGUACUUAAUAGACCUAUUAGUAUAUUGCAUUUAAUGGAUUAAUGUUACCUUGAAAUUACAAGAACAAGGUAGGAAGCAAUAGUACAGUUUUCCCUCUAUUUUCAUCCAAACACAGUUUAUUCAUGGUAUGCAGAUUCAGCAUUAGGGCUUCUUCAGUCCAGUGCACUCACAAACAUCUAAACUGCUCAAACUGAGAAGGUUGCAAAAGCAUCCCUGGCUCUGUGGUGGCUUUAGGUGGGAAUUCACGAUAAUCCAUAUGCUCCCAGUCCCUAAUUUAUUACUUCACGUGCUGCUAAUACUGCGCAUUCCAGCUGGACUAACUCCCUUUCAGAAACAGCACUAAAGAAAUGGAGCACAAGGAAUAAGCUGUGAUUCUGGAUGGGGCUUAGCAAAAUGAAAAGGUUUGGGAAAAGGCCGGCCUGAGAUGCAGCACUGGAGGGCAUCCUUUGUCUGGCCAUGGAAGGGGAAGGAAUACUGCCCCAAAAGACUCACGGGGAUGGGCUAAAGGCUGUGUUAGCCAUAGCUGUGCAAGGUGUCAACUGUAUGGCAGAACAGUAGAUGUGGUGGCAGAAAGGGGUGUUAUUUAUGAGAACAUCUUUAUGGUCAGACAUCUGGAAGCAUCAAGUCCCACUGGCAUUGCUUCAAUGGCCUCUCUGGAAUAACCAGCAAGUUGUCUGGAUAAAACCUUAGAUUUCAGUGGUUGUCAGAAAGGGGUAAGUCUCACAAGGAGCAGGAACAGACUCUAGAGCUCUCUCUUGGUACAAAGCACGGUGCAAGGCAAAGAGGAAACUGUCAUGUCAAGUUGCUUGAAUACUUGGACUGUUGAUGGCUUCUUUCUGCUAAACAGGGUCCUAAAUAUCUGUAUAUUUUACUAGCUGAUGUUUGUUGCACCAGUGCAUACUAGCAUGGAGGUGUGCCUGCUAGAUCUUUGCUAGGACAGUGGAUGCACACUUAUUCUCUCUUUUAUAGUGGAAUCCACUGUAGACUUCUGAAGCUAAAAGUUUAAAUUUUUAAUUUAAACAGUAUCUUAUUUUCUCUCUGAAGUGCUGUUGCAUGCUUCUAAAUGAAAUUGAAUUAAGUUAGUGAAUUGAGUUAGUGUUAUAUGAAGACUGAUUUAUUGCAGUGAUUUCAGAAUAAAAAGAUACAUAGGAAACUGUAUCAGUAACAUAUUGAUUCGAACAAUGUGGCAGUUUGAUUUAUCAAAUGUGUGUUUGAUCCCUUUAUGCACCUGAAUCACUUUAUGUACCUGAUUCCUCCUUUGAUUUCAGUGCAACGACUCAUAUCAGUCCAAAGCAAGUAAAGAAAUAUCUGAGAUUUGUUGGGAUCAUAAUUUUUCACCAAUGUAUGCAGCAAUAGCAUUCCUGGGGAAUUUGUGUGCGCCACAUUAAUGGAGUUUAGAGAUUACUGCAUAAAAUCUGGUUCUUUAGGUCAAGUCAUAAAGGAUUUUUAUCUCAGUGGAGUUCAGUUCAUAUCCUUUUUGUAUCAGCCAAAAGACAGUCAUUACAUGCACAACCUUCAGAGCAAUGGAGAAUUAAAUUCAGUACAAUUUCCUGUUUGUUUUAAUGCAACAGUUUUAAAUAAAAAAACCCAAACCCUAGUCAUCUAAGUAAAUAGAGAAA